AUGGCGCAGGCGGAGCUGCUGUGGGCGGCCGCCUGGCUCAUGCUGCUGGGGGCCGCUGUGGGCGUCUGCGUGAGGUGCCAGCUCUCCGCGAGUAAGCGAGAGAAGAAGCAGAGCGAACGGAGCAGGCGGCUCGAGAACCAGCAGAGCUUUGAGGUGAUUCGGUCCCGUUCUAUGCUAGCUACAACGAGAAGGCUAGAACAAAUUAAGGAAGCAGAAAACUUACCAGUGACAAGGAAAAACAAUGAGGAACUCAAUACCGCGUGUCGUAUUGGAAGUGGGCACAGGGCUGAAUCCAGGUACCAGAACUUCCUGAAAGGUAAAUGCUGCAACCGCACGACGGGGAUGAGUGUUCAGGGGCCGAAGUGCUGGAAGGAACUGCUGCUGCUGAAACCAGGAGAAGUUGCUCUUGCACAGGCAGGGAGUGGGGCUGGCUGUAAGGGAACACCUGGCAGGGAGCACAUCAUGGAGGGUCUGGUGCUACCCCGGGAGGAAGACCCUGGGGAUUUGCUGUGGCGCAUGGAUCCAGUGCGGCUGAACACUUUGCUCCUGCCACUGAGCGCAGGUGGAGCGUUUCGUUUUAGUCCGUUUGGGAUCACUGGAGAGGUCAUGCCUGGCCAGCCUCACCAGCAAAACCACUCAGCUCUGCCUGUGGACAGGCUUUGGGACUCUGUCGGAGAUCUUGGGCUGCUGGGGACCUCUGCUGCCACCACAGCUGUGGUGUUUGGUGCCUGGGGCUUGAAGUUAGGCAUGGUACCAUGUCCUAAUGACAGACUGUUUGUCCUUGCAGAAGACUGCCUACAAGAGGAUGCUGCCUACGUUGACCCAAUAUCCUUUGAUUACUACAACUGCGUGAAGUUCCUCACGCCACCGAAUGAAGAAGAGGAGGAUUCCUAUUCCUAUCAAAAUGUCAUCAUUGGAACAUCUCACAGCUCUGAUUCAGUCACAGAUGACACAGGAGACUAUGAGAACAGCGCAGCAAUACAUAUAUGGAAACUCCAGCAAGUGGAAGAAAGCCAGGAUGAUGAGCCAGAUUAUGUUAACACGGACCCCGAUUCAGGCUUUGCACCUCUGUCAAAGCAAAGUUUUUGCUAGCACAGUAAUGCUGUAAACCAGCCUCCCCACCCCCAUCCAACAAGCAAAUGCCAAUACAAGUUUUCAGUACAAAGGACUGGCUGACAUGGAAGCUCUCCACCAAGGGAGGAUGGAUUCUUAAAUGGGCUUCUGGCAUCUUGAGACUCUUUGCACUCCUCAGGGAUAACCAUCAGGCAGUGUGACUGGGGCAUCUGCUUAGAUUUUAAAAAUUUUAUAGCACUUCGGAAAUAUACUUCACUACCAACCACUAAAAAUAAAAUGUAACAGGCAGCAGAGUUAAGGUGAAAGUGGGCAUUCAAAGUCAGCAGACUUACUUUCCCCUCCCUCCU
Molecule: messenger RNA, 1421 nt
Organism: Rhea pennata
Lineage: Eukaryota; Metazoa; Chordata; Aves; Rheiformes; Rheidae
Product: linker for activation of T-cells family member 2-like
Exons: 13
Coding region: 1-1092 (363 amino acids)
Biological process (GO): B cell activation; calcium-mediated signaling; B cell receptor signaling pathway
Cellular component (GO): plasma membrane
Source: RefSeq, a predicted model, not a curated record